UAAAGAAAAUGGAAUAUUGACCGUUCAUUUUUUUCCCCUUUUUUUAAUUUCACAAAACCUCUUUGAUGUGCUUCAUGAGCGCAGAGCCACAGAGAGGGGCUUCACAAAACAAACUCUAAACCCUCCCUCUCUUGCUUCUUUCUUUCUCAACCAUCAAACCCAUUUCCCAUUCGCUUUUUAUAUUCCAACAAUGGGAAAACGCAAACGAAUUUCUCAUCACUCUCACCCCCAAUCCGAUCCUCACAACCCUUCUCCUUCUUCAACCGAAGCCAUUCUCCACUCUUCUAACAUGGAACUAUUGUCAGAUGAGAAACCUUCACAUUCAGGCAACUCUAGUGCACCCCCUAUGCAACCCGGACUGGAUAUGAUAGAUGGAUCUAUGAAGCUACUGAAUACCCAUCCAACUAUGCCGCAUCAUCAUCAUCAGGGUCUUGGCCGUUCAAUAUUUUUGAAGCGUUCAAGACAUUACUAUGGUCACCAGUAUUCACGACGCAACUCUGCCAAUCAUGCCAAUGCAUCGUCUUCUCGUGGCAAGGGUGUUUCUUCGUAUGAUGAUAGACUUCCUUUUAAGUUGGCUUAUCAACCCAACUCACAAUCGAGACAGCUUGUUGAAUACAGAGAGAAGACAUUUUCCAGACCGGAGAGAAUCCGGUCAAGUUCAAUAGCAAUGGAUGCAGUAUCCCCCGAUGCCGUGAAGACGGUUUGUGCGAUUUGUCAGAAGCCACUGAGGCGGAAAUUUAAUCUUCUCGGAGGUUCACUUUCUUGCUGUGAACUCUCUGUUGUGGCCGUUUUAGUAUGCGGUCACAUUUAUCAUGCGGAUUGUCUGGAGCAGAGAACUUGUAUUGAAGAAAUACGGGACCCCUCAUGUCCUGUGUGUUUAGGUCUACUUCUGCAGGUUAAAGGACAGUAAUAUUUUCCAAGGGGAUGAAUGUUACAACAUGAAGUUGAACAUGUGCAACUAAUGAUGAAGGGUUUUUUUGGAAGAUAACAAAAUGGAAGACCAUGAGCUCAGCUUGGAUAAUAUGUUGGAGACUAUUAGUAUCAGUCAACAGAAUCUCUGGUUAAUCUUGUAGGGUUUGAGCAUAGGGAGAGAUUGUGUAACUUAUUUUAUACUCUUAAUAGUUAUCACUUAUCAAUAGAUGCAUAGGGUAUCAUAAUAAUAGUAUGUAACAACUUAAAAGCUUAACUUAUCUGAGUGAUGGAUGACAUAUAGAUUCUAGUAGCUGUAAAUGUUUCAUGAUUUCAAAUUUUAAAUGACCAUACUAA
Messenger RNA from Arachis ipaensis, 1266 nucleotides. RefSeq lists its product as uncharacterized. Lineage: Eukaryota; Viridiplantae; Streptophyta; Magnoliopsida; Fabales; Fabaceae. The record is from RefSeq and is a predicted model, not a curated record.